AGCUUUAGCUUUAGCCGCUAGCUUUAGCUAGCUGUUUGCUGUUAGCUGCUAGCUGCCCUCUGCUGCCUUCAACAGAUCGUCAUCCUGUCGUCCUUCGGCUGGCUGGUUGAACAGAGAGCGAUGGCCGAUCCAGAGCUCCUGCUGGACUCCAGCAUUCGGAUGUGGGUGGUGCUUCCCAUCGUCUUCAUCACCUUCUUCGUCGGGAUCAUCCGUCACUACGUCACCCAGCUGCUGCACAGCGACAAGAAGGUCGACCUGGAGCAGGUUUCUGACAGCCAGGUGCUCCUUCGCAGCCGCAUCCUCAGAGAGAAUGGAAAGUACAUUCCCAAACAGUCCUUCGCGAUGAGGAAACAUUACUUCAACGACGCCGAGACCGGAUUCUUCAAGAAGGUCAAGAGGAAGGUCGUCCCCAAGAACCCCAUGACAGACACCAGCAUGUUGACGGACAUGAUGAAGGGAAACCUCACCAACGUCCUGCCCAUGAUUGUGAUCGGUGGAUGGAUCAACUGGGCGUUCUCUGGAUUCGUCAUAACUAAGGUUCCGUUCCCUUUGACUCUGAGGUUUAAGCCGAUGUUACAGAGGGGAAUCGACCUGCUGUCACUGGACGCCUCCUGGGUGAGCUCUGCGUCGUGGUAUUUCCUCAACGUGUUUGGACUGAGGAGCAUGUACAGCCUCAUCCUGGGACAAGACAACGCUGCCGACCAAUCACGCGUCAUGCAGGACCAGAUGACCGGCGCUGCCAUGGCGAUGCCCCCCGACCCCAACAAGGCUUUUAAGAGUGAGUGGGAGGCGCUGGAGAUCGUGGAACACAAGUGGGCGUUGGAGAACGUGGAGGACGAGCUGAUGACCAGAGACCUGAACUUUGGAACCUUCUUCAGUCAGGACAUCAAGUCCACCAUGUUCUAGAAGGAAAAUCCCCACGAGGACCCUUCGAGCUCCGUCUGGGGAAGGUUCUGGAACUCUGUGUUCUGGAACGUUCUAGAACACUGAGGAUUGUGAAGGUUCUGGGACCCAGAAUACACAAACUCUAGAAGUAGAUCACUGGAUUCGCCACCUCGGCACUUUAUUCACUUUCUGCCUUUUUUUUGUUUAUCAGCCUCUAAAAUUCUACGAGUGUAAAAGUUCUGCCUUAAGAUGUUAAGAUGUGUAGAUUAAUAUUUAAAUGACGAUUUAGCGUCUGAAAUUACAGCCUGUUGCUCAUUUAUGAUUGUUGAUAAUAAUUUAGGACAUUUGAUUAAACAUUCUGACCAUUAAAAAUCAAUAACUACGUCUUUAAUGAACUCUAUCUUUUUCUGAAUCUUUAGUCUUCGUUUGCAAAUGAAGUUUUUGGCUCAAUUAUUAAGAGUUUUUAUAUAUUUUAUGUUAUAUUAUGUUUUUGUCGAAUGAGAAGAAGUUUCAUUCAAAUAUUUGCCAUUUUUGUGUAUUCAGGGUUCCAGUAUUCAGAUCCUCUAGUUGUUCUAGAACACCGGUUCUAAUCAGACCUUUAAACCCCCCCUCUGAAGCAGACGAGCUCUAGAACCGUUCCCAGAUGUUCCAGAACACGUCGGGUUCUCUGUAAACCAGCAGAUUCUGAACCAGACGAAUCCUCUCAGGAACAUGUUUCUGUCUCGUGGAAGUCGGAUGUUUUGGGGACGUUUUGUGUUUUUCUUUUUUCACGUCUUCAUCCUGCAGGACGAACUCUUUGCAUGAACUUUUCUACACGGUGGUCGUCCAGCGGAGGCCGUUACCGCGGCGACCUGGAACGAGUGCAACAGUUUAAUAAAAAGGUGCCAAAACCAC
Molecule: messenger RNA, 1779 nt
Organism: Anoplopoma fimbria (sablefish)
Lineage: Eukaryota; Metazoa; Chordata; Actinopteri; Perciformes; Anoplopomatidae
Product: ER membrane protein complex subunit 3-like
Exons: 9
Coding region: 121-906 (261 amino acids)
Biological process (GO): protein folding in endoplasmic reticulum
Cellular component (GO): EMC complex; membrane
Source: RefSeq, a predicted model, not a curated record